Messenger RNA from Kazachstania africana CBS 2517, 4839 nucleotides. It is a transcript of the gene DNF3, whose product is annotated as aminophospholipid-translocating P4-type ATPase DNF3. Gene Ontology annotation, molecular function: ATPase-coupled intramembrane lipid carrier activity; ATP binding; ATP hydrolysis activity. The transcript has a single exon. Lineage: Eukaryota; Fungi; Ascomycota; Saccharomycetes; Saccharomycetales; Saccharomycetaceae. Gene Ontology annotation, biological process: post-Golgi vesicle-mediated transport; intracellular protein transport; endocytic recycling. Gene Ontology annotation, cellular component: plasma membrane. The coding region runs from base 1 to 4839 and encodes 1612 amino acids. The record is from RefSeq and is a predicted model, not a curated record.
AUGUCUCAAAAUGAUCCCAAAAGAAAGAGGUCAGGAUCACUGAGGACACAAAUGUUCAAUAAACACUUGUACGAUAAGUUUAGACAGAACUCUUCGCAAGAUGACUCUGAGCCCGUGGAGUUAAGUGAUACAAUAGAGACAACAGUUGAAGAGGACCAAGAAACAGGAGAAGAGGACUUUGAGAUAGAGCAAGACGCAAUUAUUGAUCAAGUUGUCUGUAAGACUGGUUUCCUUCCUAGAACAUUAGAUUUGCUCUUAAAUAGACAACGAAUAUUACAUUCUAAAAGUGGUAGACAUAUUCCCAUAACAUUGGACCAUACGUUAGCUGAAUAUUCAAAAUUUACAUCAGCUGAUAGUGAUCAACUUAUAGACGAAAGAACGGACAAACCAUACUGCAAUAAUUCGAUAACAUCAUCACGCUAUACAAUAUAUUCAUUUUUGCCAAAACAGUUAUAUGCCCAGUUCUCUAAAUUGGCAAACGCAUACUUUUUUAUUGUAUCAAUUUUACAGAUGAUUCCAGGGUGGUCAACUACAGGAACAUACACAACCAUCGUUCCAUUACUGAUUUUUAUGGCCAUAUCAAUGGCAAGAGAGGCUUGGGACGAUUUUAGGAGGCAUAGGCUGGAUAUGGAAGAAAAUAAAAGGAUUUGUCAAGUACUGACUAAGGAUAUAAACAAUGAAGUGCGAUCUCAUUCAAAUUCAGGCUUACCCAAUAACGAAUCUCUAAAUACUCAUUUCACUAAUUUUGACUUAUUAGCUAGUAAGCACAAUGUUGUAAUAGAGGAAAAGCAGUGGAAGGAUUUGUGCGUCGGUGAUUUCGUAUAUUUAAAACAGGAUGACUGUGUACCGGCGGACAUCCUACUGUUGAUAUCUGAUGGAGACAACACAGAAGCUUUUGCAGAAACAAUGGCAUUAGAUGGUGAAACAAACUUAAAAAGCAGGCACCCUCAUCCUGAAUUGAGUAAAUUAACGUGUUCUGCAUCUGGUUUGGCGAAUAUUAAUGCACAAGUAACUGUAGAAGAUCCCAAUGAUGAUUUGUACAAUUUUGAAGGUAAUUUGGAACUCCAGGAUCGCAACGAUAAUACUAUAAGAAAAUUUCCUAUUGGACCGGAAAAUGUCAUUUAUCGUGGUAGUAUAAUUAGAAAUACCAGAAACUUAGUUGGGAUAGUGAUUUCCUCAGGUGAAGAGACGAAGGUCAGAAUGAACGCGCUGAAGAAUCCAAGAAUAAAAGCUCCAAAAUUACAGAGGAAAAUUAAUAUGAUCAUAGCGCUAAUGGUUCUUGUCGUUAUCUGUAUGUCAAUGUUUUCUUACAUGGGACAUGUACUUUUUAACAAGAAAUAUUUGAAUGAAAAUCAAGCAUGGUAUCUAUACAAGCAAGACGCUGGUGUGGCACCCACAAUUAUGUCAUAUUUAGUGAUGUACAAUACAUUAAUUCCAUUAUCUCUAUAUGUCACGAUGGAAAUAAUAAAGGUAAUGCAAUGUAAAAUGAUGGAAUGGGACAUUGAUAUUUACCAUAGUGAAAGCGAUACACCUUGUGAAGCGAGGACAGCCACAAUUUUAGAGGAAUUAGGACAAGUAUCAUAUAUUUUUAGUGAUAAAACAGGAACGUUGACAGACAACAAGAUGGUUUUCAGAAAAUUUUCACUACUGGGUUCUUCUUGGAUCCAUUAUGCCGACCCAUCCGAAAACAGUUCGUUGGCAUUAGGACAGCAAGAUACUGAAUUAGAUGUUGUUUCAAUAGAAGACCGGAGCUUCUUAAAUCAAUUUGGAAUAAGAGACAAUGAUCAAAAUUCUAUGAAUUCACAUGAACUGAGGAACCGUUCAAUUCACCCUCGAACCUCCGUGGAAUUCAAAGGUAAUUCCUCAGCGAAAUACUCCGGUAGACCAAGUAUGAGUUCUUUAUAUGGAAGAAUGAAACCUGUUUCCGAUUCACUAAGUACAAUCAAUUCACACGGAAGUAGUGCAACAGGUAAUGAGAACAUUAAAAGCUCGUAUGAGUUAAUAAGGUACAUUCAAAAGUUUCCAGAUACGGAGUUUGCGAAAAAAGCUCGCUUUUUUAUACUUUCAAUAGCACUAUGUCAUUCUUGUUUACCACAGAAGGUAACUUCUGAUGCCGACAAUGAAGAAAAUGAUACUAUUGAAUAUCAAUCCUCAUCACCUGAUGAGCUAGCUUUGAUUACAGCUGCUAGAGAUUUGGGUUACAUUGUAAUCAACCGAAAUGCGAAAAUACUUACAGUCAAAUCUUUUCCUCACGGAUUUGAUUCUCAACCUAUCCUAGAGGAUUACGAAAUCCUCGAUACAGUUGAAUUUAAUUCUCAGAGAAAAAGGAUGUCUGUUAUUGUGAAAUUCCCGGGCCCAGAAGGCAAGCUCCUUUUAAUUUGUAAAGGUGCUGAUAACGUGAUUCUAGAGCGCUUGCAUAAUAGUGCUAUUGCACUAAAAAAAAUGGAAGAUAUCAAUGCCGCGAUAUCUGAACGUAAGGAAACUGAAGCAGAAGUUGUACUUCAACAAAGAAAGUCGUUAGAAAGAAUUGCUUAUGACGGGAAUAAUCCCCGAAGCUCAUUAAGGUCUGCCCUGAGUGACCCAAGAGAAAGCUUAUCAUUAAAAGCAAUGAGAACAAGUCUGUCUUCUAAGAACAACAAGAGGACAGACCCUGAGAUGCAGAUUGGCUCUAUUGACGCUUUUCUGGACACUGUUAAAAAAGCAGACAGAGAAAUAAAUGAGGUAAUUAGUAGAAGUAGAAAAUCACUACAUAAACAACAGCAUGAAAAAUAUGGACCACGAUAUUCCCUUGACAGUCAGGUUAUUGAUAAAAAUGGAAGGCUGAACGUUUCCAUAUCGUCAGAUGAAAAAGAGAUGCUUGAAUACAUCGGUGAUGAUAAACUAAUAUCGAACGAAGAAUACAUCAUUGAAAAGACAAUCCAAGCUAUUGACGAAUUUUCAAUGGAAGGUCUAAGAACACUUCUAUAUUCUUAUAAAUGGUUGGAUGAGGAUGAGUAUGCAACUUGGAGAACUAGGUACCAUGAUGCAAAGACCUCUUUGAUUGAUCGUAAAAGGAGAAUAGAUGAAGUGGGUGAAGAGAUUGAGAAGAAUAUGGGGCUCCUAGGAGCUACAGCUAUAGAGGAUAAAUUACAAGAAGGCGUUGCGGAGACAAUCGAAAAAAUUAGGAGGGCUGGCAUUAAGAUGUGGAUGCUAACUGGUGAUAAAAGAGAAACAGCUAUCAAUAUAGGCUAUUCUUGUAGACUUAUCUAUGAUUAUUCCACGGUGGUGAUAUUGACCUCGAAUGAUGAGAACAUUAUUUCAAAAAUGAAUGCUGUCUUGCAAGAAAUGGCAUCUAGUAACAUAGCACAUUGUGUUAUUGUCAUAGAUGGUCUAACAUUAGGUCUUUUUGAAGGGAAUCCAAUAUUAAUGUCCGUUUUCAUUGAAUUAUGUACAAAAGCUGACUCAGUUAUAUGUUGUCGUGCUUCCCCAUCCCAAAAAGCUUUAAUGGUUUCAAAUAUAAGAAAAACAGAUAAAAGCAUGGUAACAUUAGCUAUUGGGGAUGGAGCAAAUGACAUUUCAAUGAUUCAAAAUGCAGAUAUUGGUAUUGGUAUUGCAGGUAAAGAAGGUCUACAGGCCUCCAGAUCCUCAGAUUAUUCUAUUGCUCAAUUCAGGUAUUUAUCAAAAGUGCUUUUUGUACAUGGUCGUUACAAUUAUAUCCGUACAUCAAAGUUUGUCUUAUGUACCUUUUACAAGGAACUGACUUUUUAUCUCACACAAAUGAUUUAUCAAAGAUGGACAAUGUUUUCUGGCACGUCCAUGUAUGAGCCAUGGUCUUUAUCGAUGUUCAACACAUUGUUCACUUCUUUACCCGUUCUUUGUAUCGGUAUGUUUGAAAAGGACUUGAAACCAAUGACGUUGUUAUCAGUUCCUGAAUUAUAUUCAUUAGGUAGAUUGUCAGAAGGCUUUUCUUUAUCAAUGUUUAUUGAAUGGUUGAUAUUGGGGACAGUUAAUUCUCUGCUUGUGACCUUUCUCAAUGUGCUAAUGUGGGGUUAUACAUCACUUUCUGAUAAUACACUGUAUCCUCUUGGUGUUAUUAAUUUCACUGCGAUUGUUGUAUUAGUCAAUGUCAAAUCGCAAUUUGUAGAAAUGAGGAAUAGGAACUGGUUGGCUUUAGCGUCUGUGAUACUUUCAUGUGGGGGAUGGUUGGUUUGGUGUUGUGCUCUUCCUGUAAUUAAUCAUUCUGAUCAAAUCUAUGACGUUCCAUAUGGAUUUCUUCAUCAUUUUGGGAGAGACAUAACGUUUUGGUGCUCUUGUUUAGCACUAGCUGUUUUACCAACCACUUUAGACAUUGUUUUCAAAACAUUCAAAAAAUUGCUGUGGCCCAGUGACUCUGAUAUCUUUUCGGAAUUGGAGCAGAGAAGUAAUAUUAGAAAGAAGCUUGAAAUGGGGGCCUAUAAUGAAAUGAAGCAAGGUUGGACAUGGGAACGUGACCCCAACGCCUUUAAGAGAUAUAAAGAAAAAAUAAAGUCGAGCUCAGGUUCAAAGGCCAGUUUAUCGUCAGGAAUUGAUACAGUAGUGACCAAUGAUAAAACCAAAGAGGUGAAUGACGCUACGCCAGAUGUGACCCCCGCACUCCGUGAUCAAAUAUCAUCAUCUAAAAAUGCUUCCGAAGUUUACGAAGUCUUACCCAGCGGAAAAAUCAUCAGAAGGGAGUCUCUGCAGAGUUACAAUAAUGGUACAGAGCCAAAUAAUGUUGCUUCCAGACUGUCGAAGAAGUUAAGAUUCAAGUUAACAAAGAGGAGUGAGGAUGAAGAAGAAAUUAAGGAAAUUGUAGAGCAGAGGAUGAAGGAUCUCGAAUAA